GCGCUGCAGGCGUCGCCGAGCGGCCGUCCGAGUCCAUGUACUCCAAGGACGCGCUGGCGUCGGAAGGAUCCGAGCUGUGCUUCGAGGAAGCGCGGGCGCGGACGUACUUGCGGAAGAGGACGCUGAAGCGGGAGGCCGAGGAGCGGCUGAGACUGGAGCGUUUACUGAGGGAGGACGAGGAGGCCGUGGCCAGCCUGCGGCGCCAACUCCGCCACAUGGGCAGGACGCUGAAGGCGGGCCGCGGGCUGAGGGCGACGCCGACUCUGCUUUUGUUUCCCCAGAUGUCCGCCGCAGGAAGCGUCUCGGGCCGCCCUCCCCGCGAGGAAGGCCGCGGCGGAUCGCCGGCCCGGGGCGACCUCAAUGCGGCACAGGCCGGCGCGCUCGACGCACCCAACAACUCGCCGGGCUGCCCGCACGCCGCUCCGUCGCACGUGCCGCCGUCGCCCACCGUCAACACGCGCGAGGCCCUGGAUGUGAUCAUGGGAAUGUUCCAGGCGCCCGCGCUGACCGAGGCCUCCUCGGGUGACACGUCAGCGUUCGUCGCCGGCGGGAACCCGUCGGAUGAUGCAAACGGCUCCGACCCGCCGGGCAUUUCCGGCGCCGCGGGACCCUUCACCGUGUACCAAGAUGACGCCAGCGCCACCGCUUGCGGCACGCUGAGCAAGAGCAGGGCCACGCGAGGCCGAGGCUUGUCCGACAACUGGACGUACGGCGGCGCGUCCCGGCGCUCCACCGACACGUCGGACGAUGGACGCCAGGAGGCGGCGGCGGAGGACGGGCGGAGCCAGCGCGACCAGAGGGCCGCGUGGGGCGAUGGCUGGCUGGCGACGUGUCCCAACAACACGGCCGACUUUGCCCUGGCGGCGCGCUGCGUCUCCACGCCCUUCGCGCUCAAAGGGGCCGGCGCUGCCGCUUCCCAGGGCGCAGUGGACGCGACGUGCGCUGGCGGCGAGGCUGACGACGAGCCUUUCAUCAGGCAUUUGCACAAGCUCAGUCCCAUCAUGGAGCAGAGUCCGCCCGACCUGGAGCCUUCCGCCAGCGCCGCCCGUCGGUCGGCGGCCUCGGGGGCACAUGGCGGGACCGUCGUGAGCGAGGGGCUCGGCGCCGAGCAGCUACCCGCCCGCGCCGACGAGCGCGCGGCGAGCCCCGAACAGGAGCGCGGCGGUCUCUCCGACGCCGGCCGGCUGCUGUCCGAUCCCUGGAGCGACGGGCUCAUCUCCGACUUGCUGUCAAGGCUGAGCCCGCCGCUCACCUCGCACCCCGGGUGCGUCAGCUGGCGGCGCAGCCUCCCCGACAUCGGCGCCAAGAAGACCAUCAGCAUGGGAAACGCGCGCCUGCGGGUGGACCGCGUCCUGGGCCGAGGAGCCUUUGCUACCGUUUACCAGGCCACCGACCCCGACAGCUCCGACAAGGUGGUGCUGAAGGUGCAGAAACCGGCCAACGCCUGGGAGUUUUACAUCAACACGCAGCUUGACCGUCGCCUGCCUCCGAGCGUCCGUCAUUUGUUCGGCCGCAUCCGCUCGGCUCACGUCUUCACCGACGGCAGCGUCCUGCUGGGCGAGCUGCACGACUACGGCACCCUGCUGAACGCGGCAAACGUUUACAAAAGCGUCGGCGACAAAGUGAUGCCUCAGCCGCUCGUCAUCUACUUCACCGUCUGCAUCCUGCGAAUGCUGGAGGAACUGCACGCCGCCCGCCUCAUCCACGCCGACGUCAAGCCCGACAACUUCAUGCUCGGGCAAAGGUUCGUGGAGAACGACGACUUUGAGGCGGACGACCUCCGGCACGGCCUGGUCCUCAUCGACCUGGGCCAAAGCAUCGACAUGGACCUCUUCCCCCCGGGCGCCGCCUUCACCGCCAGAUGCUUGACGUCCGGCUUCCAGUGCACCGAGAUGCUCAGCGGGAAACCUUGGAACUACCAGACGGACUUGUUUGGCGCGGCCGGGACGGUCCACGUGCUGCUCUUUGGGACGUACAUGCAAGUGGUGCAAGAAGACGGCGAGUGGAGGACCCGCGCCACCUUUCGAAGGAAGCCUCACGGCGACAUGUGGCUGCAUUUGUUCCGCACGCUGCUCAACGUUCCCGGCUGCGGUCCGGCCCUCGCCGAACUCGCCGACCUCCGCCGUCGUCUGAGCGCGGUCCUGCGGCGUGACUACAGCCACAAGAUGGCGUCGCUCAAGAGCCGCCUGCUGGUCCUCCUGCUGGAGAGCCGCAAGGCCGCGUCGCGGCAGUGAUUCCAAGCGCUGGCUUGUUUAAAAAAAAAAAAAAAAAAAUCUCUUGCUUGUCUCCUUCGAUGUGUUGAAACAAUAAAAGCGUUGUCGUGUCGA
Messenger RNA from Hippocampus comes (tiger tail seahorse), 2327 nucleotides. Its product is annotated as mitotic checkpoint serine/threonine-protein kinase BUB1. Gene Ontology annotation, cellular component: nucleus. Gene Ontology annotation, biological process: meiotic sister chromatid cohesion, centromeric; mitotic spindle assembly checkpoint signaling; protein phosphorylation. NCBI's taxonomy places the organism in Eukaryota, Metazoa, Chordata, Actinopteri, Syngnathiformes, Syngnathidae. Gene Ontology annotation, molecular function: ATP binding; protein kinase activity. The transcript is spliced from 16 exons. The coding region runs from base 36 to 2234 and encodes 732 amino acids. The record is from RefSeq and is a predicted model, not a curated record.